AUGGCCGACGCCGACCUCCAGCUCUUCUCGUCGACGAAGGAGCGGCGGCGCUACACGGACCUCGCCGACUUUUACGCCAUCAUCAAGGCCACGGAGCACCUCGAGAAGGCCUACGCGCGCGACGCCAUCGACGAGGCGCGCUACGAGAAGGCGUGCCUCAAGCUCAUCUCCCAGUUCAAGAGCAGCGAAUCAGCAUUAAAGCUCGGCGGCGGCAUCGAGGACGCGUCGUCGUUCAUCGCCGAGUGGCGGAUGGACUGCCCGCGCGCGCGCGACCGCCUCGUCCGCUGCGGCGCGCCCGCGACGGUGCUCCACGCGACGGACGCGGGCGACGCGAGCGAGACCGUGCGCGUCGCCGAGUGCGUCCAGCACUUCAUCACGGCCAUGGACGCGCUCAAGCUCGACCAGCGCGCCGUCGACGAGGUCCAGCCGCUCGUCGCGGACCUCGCCGCGGGCCUCGGGCGCGUGCCCCACGUGCCCUGCGCGGCGGGCAAGGCGGCUUUAGCAAAAUGGCUCGUCCAGCUCAACGCGAUGCGCGCGUCCGCGGAGAUCGACGACGAGCAGGCGCGGCAGCUGAGCUUCGACCUCGACUGCGCCUACUCCGAGUUCCACCGGGACCUCGCGGGCCGCCACUAG
Molecule: messenger RNA, 633 nt
Organism: Aureococcus anophagefferens
Lineage: Eukaryota; Pelagophyceae; Pelagomonadales; Pelagomonadaceae
Exons: 1
Coding region: 1-633 (210 amino acids)
Biological process (GO): protein transport to vacuole involved in ubiquitin-dependent protein catabolic process via the multivesicular body sorting pathway
Cellular component (GO): ESCRT I complex
Molecular function (GO): protein-containing complex binding
Source: RefSeq, a predicted model, not a curated record